This is a messenger RNA of Paramecium sonneborni, 1014 nucleotides long. The record is from the annotation of a GenBank genome assembly. NCBI's taxonomy places the organism in Eukaryota, Ciliophora, Oligohymenophorea, Peniculida, Parameciidae.
AUGAAAAAUAAAUUGGGAAUAAAAAACUUUAACUAUUAUGCUGCUCAAGAAUUAGAAUCGGAUGCCUUUUCAAAAUUUUAUCAAUUGGAUGAAUUUUUGUUAGAAAAAAUUUAUAUUACUGAUGAAAGAGAAUAAGUUUAUUUAAUAAAUGCUUAUGAAAAUAUAAUAAAGUUAAAUCUUCCAAACAUUGUAUAAUACUUUGAAAUUGAUUAUAAUGAAAAAGAAAAAUGUAUUGAAGUUUUACGUAGGUUUUAUAAAACUAAAUUGUUGGAUAAUAAAAUUAGAAACAAGUUUUUAGUAGUUACAAUCACUCAGCAAUUGUUUUAAACAUUAGCAUCUCUUGAAGGAUUUGGAGUACAUUUAUUAGGAUUAAAAGCAACAAAUAUUUUUUUCGAAAAUGAUAAUAUUUAUAUUAGUGGAUUUGUUAGAUCCGAAAAAUUUUUACUUUCCUAACCAAUUUUCUAAUCUAAACAUUUAAGAGGUUUUAUCUAGGAAUGUAUAAAUACAAAGAAAUAUAAUAUCAACUAGCGAUAUUAAAGAAAAUCUCAUGCAAUGAUUUAUUCAGCAUUAGCUGUUUUAUUGUAAUAUAUUUUGAAUGAAGACUUCGAAUAGAUAGCCAAUAUUAUUAGAUGGUUAGAUAAUGGGGAAGAUAAUUUAAAAGCAGUACCAAGUACAUAAAAAUUACUUGGAAUUAUUGAAGAAAAAUAUGAUUGUAUGAGAAUAUUCAUAGAAUAAGCCAAAUGUUUAUUGACUAAUGAAUUUUUGAAUCCUACAGAAGAUCUAGCAAUUUAAAUGAUGCUUUUAGCUUCUGAAUUAAGAUUUGAGAAUAAUAUCAUUGUUUUAGGAGAAUAUUAUAGCUUAAAUUAAAAGGAAGAAAUAAAAUAAUAAUAGCAAAGUUCUAAAAUUCAGGAACCAAAAGAAUAGAAUACAUAGAUUGAAUAAGUUUAGCAAAAAAGAAAAUCUCUUUAACCGAAAAGAUGUGGUGGAGGGUUUGUAGUUAAAUAAAAAAAAUGA